Molecule: messenger RNA, 1374 nt
Organism: Nerophis lumbriciformis (worm pipefish)
Lineage: Eukaryota; Metazoa; Chordata; Actinopteri; Syngnathiformes; Syngnathidae
Source: RefSeq, a predicted model, not a curated record
CCUGAACAGGAAAAGAACACUCAUCCAGAUCUUUCCCACCACGGUGGAAUGAGCCUGGACCUUGUGGAGAAGUUUGGACAAGUAUGACCAGUCACUCAUGGCAAAUAUCCAAUAUCUGAGGAAGAGGAAGACAGACUGGUGUCCCGGACCCAGACAAGAUAGGCCACCAUCAUGGGGGAGUGGUCCUUCCUAUCUGAUAUGUUGGACAAGGUCGAAUCUCAUUCGACUUUAUUGGGCAAGGUCUGGAUGAGCGUUCUUUUCAUCUUCAGGAUCUUCAUUCUUGCAGCUGGCGUGGAUAGAAUAUGGGGAGAUGAACAGUCAAACAUGGACUGCAACACCAAUAGCCCUGGCUGCAAGAAUGCUUGCUACGACGCGUCGUUCCCCAUAUCUCACACACGCUUCUGGGUCCUCCAGAUCCUCACUGUCUCAACACCGACUUUCAUCUACCUGGGUCAAGUCUUGCUUGUUAUUCGCAAAGAGAACAAGCUCAGAAGACACCUGCAGCAAAAAUGUGACUCAAAUCGGAUGAUCAAAACUCCCAAAUAUUCGGACGAACGUGGAAAGGUGCACCUCAAAGGUUUCCUGUUGGUUAGCUAUAUAUUGCAGCUUAUCUUCAAAAUACUGCUGGAAGUGGCCUUCAUUGUGGGCCAGUACUUCAUUUAUGGCUUCAUCCUCAUGCCUGACGUGAUCACAUUCAAAGGCGGGAGCUGUCGAACUGACACAAACUGCUACAUCAGUCGUCCGACGGAAAAAAAUGUGUUCAUCAUCUUUAUGUUGGCGAUGGGUGUCCUGUCUGUUUUACUCAACAUUGUGGAAAUAUUCCAACUGAUGGUAUCAAAGAUGAAACACAGGGAAAGGAAGAGACGGAGUGUUUCUUCUUCACAAAUAUACUCAAGUAAGAGUAACGACCUAAACAGAAUGACCCAACAAGUGAAUGAGGAAUUAGGCAAGCUACAAGAAGGGUUCAAUGGUGGGACAGUGAUUGCUGGGACGGUCCUUACUAAAGGACCUAGCGACGCCAGUCCCCCAGGUCAUGAGUCCACCACCAGAAUGGCGAUGCAACCUACUAUGAAGCUGCCCAACCUUGAGAUGAAUGGCACCUGGUCCUACAACAACCCCUACGCCAACGGCAACAGGCGGAUCUUCGUCUACUUUGACUCCCGUGCACCUUUGGAAGAACAUCUACAGCAGCUUCCACAACAAUGGCUGUAUGGAGCCUUAGAGGAUGAGGACGGCCCUAUUCUCGAGCCUGAAGGUGCUGGCCAGGUGCUUACGCGCUCUUCGAUCGAGAAGCAGAGCACCGUGCUCAUCGUGGUGGUCGUCAACCCCAACAUGGUUGCCGGGCUGAGGCUCCUUGCCAUGACCAAGGGCUAG